This is a messenger RNA of Aspergillus fijiensis CBS 313.89, 895 nucleotides long. RefSeq lists its product as uncharacterized. Lineage: Eukaryota; Fungi; Ascomycota; Eurotiomycetes; Eurotiales; Aspergillaceae. Gene Ontology annotation, molecular function: DNA-binding transcription factor activity, RNA polymerase II-specific; zinc ion binding. The record is from RefSeq and is a predicted model, not a curated record. Bases 322 to 801 code for a protein of 159 amino acids. Gene Ontology annotation, biological process: regulation of DNA-templated transcription. The transcript has a single exon.
CAAACCCAUGGAAUGGAGGGGGAUUGAAAGAGCCCGUGCUCGUGAGUUGGAGUAAAUCGGCCAGGGCGGAGCGGAGGGAAUGUCCACCUCUCUAGCAAUGACAACAACCCCUUGAUUCAUUACUUACUACUGGGUAUCCGUAGUCCAUAAAAAUUCCCCGUAUCCCAUGCGAUGGUCUGACAGUUGUCUGACUCUGACACUUGUCACCCUCGUGGUCCUGCCAACGGUGCCAUAAAUUACCCGACUUUCGCCAGCGAAACCUACCUACCUACCUACCUACAAGAAUCGAAUGAUCACAGAACCCCCGAGCCAGCAGCCAUCAUGACCGACACCGCCAUCACGCGUCUCCAGAACCACCUGAGGUGCGAUCUCGCACGCAAGAAUCGCAUCGGACGAGCAUGCGUUCUCAAGCGCUUCUCCCAGUGGCUGUGGUCGGUAUGGAUGAUCGACAGCCCCCAGACUUCGGCGCGUCGCGUCGAAUGCACCGAUCGCACCGAACCCACGAACUAUAUAUGUUCGACCACAAAAGCCCCCGUCUAUACACUCCCUGCACCUGAACAGCCAGUCCAGGCCCCCCCGCAGCAAGACCAACCGUGCCAGCCCUGCAAGGCCUGCAAGGCCUGGGGCGUGCCGUGCGACCAAGUGCACCCCCGCUGUUCGCACUGUUUAGAGCAACAGAUCCUUUGUUUCUAUGUAGCCCCGACCCGGAAAUCCACCAGAAAGUCCACCCGAUCGACGAAACCGAGCCAAGUCGUGGAUCCAACCCCGCGAUUUGCACGAACCUUAAUCAGAGACCGAUGACUGCAUGAGGCAGCCUAAGAAAGACGUCGGUUUCCCCGCACACAACAAGAAAACGUGAGACACGCGGGGGAACAUCAACCCAAUGAUAUGGCAG